Erythranthe guttata (spotted monkey flower) is the source of this 1305-nucleotide messenger RNA. RefSeq names its product putative 2-oxoglutarate-dependent dioxygenase AOP1. The record is from RefSeq and is a predicted model, not a curated record. NCBI's taxonomy places the organism in Eukaryota, Viridiplantae, Streptophyta, Magnoliopsida, Lamiales, Phrymaceae.
UCAUAGACAAUAACAUACCCAACAAUUAAUUAAUUUACUAUUGUUAGACAUAAUUUAAUUAGCUGCAGUGCAUGAUUAAUCUUGGAAAAAUUAGAUAUCUUCGCUAUAUCAGUUCCUAUCUCACCUUUCAUUCAUCCAACACAAAAAUUAAAAAGAAAAAAACAAAUUUAAAUUAAAAAAAAAACAAAGAAAAAACCACCAAUCAUGGGUUCUUUGGAAAAUCCUACUCUUCCAAUAAUAGAUUUCUCGGAGAAAAACUUGGAGCCCGGUUCACCAUCUUGGUUCACCACCGCGGAAAAAGUCGUCCAUGCCCUCGAAGACUACGGUUGCUUCAUCGCAACCUAUAGCAAAUUCUCGCCGGAGAUGCACCGAUCCAUUUUCGGCGUUUCCGAACAACUCUUCGAUCUUCCGACGGACGUCAAAAUCCUCAACACCUCCGGAACCCCGUCACACGGGUACGUCGGGCAAGAGCCCAUAAUCCCGUUGUACGAGGGUCUCGGUAUCGAGAACGCAACAACUCACACUGGAGUCGAGACUUUCACGUCUCUCUUGUGGCCCUCCGGAAACCACCAUUUCGGUGAAACUGCACUUGAAUACUCGAGGCUAGUGGCGGAACUAGAGCAAGAGGUGAUGAGAAUGGUGUCCAAGAAUUACGGAAUUGAGGAUAGCUACCAAUCAUUGGUCGGAGCAACCUCGUACCUUCUUCGGUUCAUAAAAUACCGAGCGCCGGGAAAAGACGAAACAGGUCUAGGUAUCGUGCCUCACACCGACAAGAGCUUUAUGUCCAUUCUUCACCAACGCCAAGUGAAGGGCCUCCAAAUUCAGACAAAAAAUGGCGAUUGGUUACUUGUCGAUCCAUCGCCUUCAUAUUUCGUAGUCAUGGCGGGCGACGCUUGUAUGGCGUGGACUAACGGCAGGAUUGAACCUUCGAAGCAUCGUGUGAUAAUCGAUGAGGGGAGUGAAGACAGAUACUCGCUCGGGCUGUUUACGUUUAUUAAGGAUGUUAAAAUACAAGUGCCCGAGGAGCUAGUUGACGACGAUAAUCCGUCGAGGUUUAAGCCGUUUGAUCAUUACAAAUAUAUCCACUUCUAUUACACUGAGGAGGGCAAGAGAUCAAAGUGUCCUAUUAAGGAUUAUUGUGGAAUUUGAGAUUUAUAUAUAAUUAAUAUGUUAUUUUAUUUUAUGUUUAAUUUGGUAUGUUUUAAUGUAUUGAUUUGAUGGAGGGUGUUGUUAUAUUAUUAAUUUCGGGCAAAUUAUGUAUUUAUCUACCAGGCUUGAACUUGGAGUAUGAACUGGUUGUAUCUA